AAAUGUCAGAUGAAGAUAGUGCUUCUUUGUUGCUUCCUAUUUCCAUGGAGGAAGUCAAAUUAGCUCUCUUUUCCAUGAAAGGUCUCAAAAGUCCUAGUCCUGAUGGUAUUCAACCGAUCUUCUAUCAGAAACAUUGGGAUAUUAUUUCGGGUACGCUUCAUUCCUUUAUCAACAAGUCUUUUUCUGAUGGUUUCUUUGAGCUCACUAUGUUACAGGCCCAUACUAUUCUUAUUCCUAAAGGAGAAAGCCCGGAUGUGAUACAGAAGUUUCGACCGAUUUGCUUGCUUAAUGUAGCCUACAAAAUCCUGUCCAAAGUAAUUGUUAACAGAUUACGUCCUCACUUACAGAACCUAAUUGGCCCUUUACAGAGCAGUUUUCUCGCAGUUAGAAGUACAACGGAUAACAUCAUUCUAGUUCAAGAGGCUAUCCAUUCUAUGAGGCGGCUAAAAGGGAAAAAAGGGGCCCUAGCAUUCAAGAUAGACCUCCAUAAAGCCUUCGACAGUGUAGAUUGGAACUACCUCAGGGAAGUAUUGAUUGAUUUCAACCUGCCGGAUCAAUUAGUUCGAUUGAUCAUGUUUUCAGUUACUUCAUUGCAGCUUUCUGUCAUUUGGAAUGGAGAGGAAUUACCUUACUUCCAGCCAAAGAGAGGUCUACGUCAAGGCGACCCCUUAUCGCUGUACCUCUUCAUUAUGGUGAUGGAGAAACUCUCCCAUAUGAUUAUGAGUCAAUUGCAAGAACACAAAUGGACGCCUUUCCAACUGUCACGCGGGGGACUAACACUCUCACAUUUGUUUUUUGCAGAUGAUCUCAUGUUGUUUGGGAAAGCUUCAAUCACUCAAAUUGAAACUAUUAUAGAUUGUCUCUCUGAAUUUGCAAGACAAUCAAGAUUAGAGAUAAACUUGGGCAAGUCUAAGUUAUUUGUUUCUCCAAAUAUCCAGGGACAGUUAGCAAACUCCUUCAGUUCUGCUUGUGGCAUCCCUCUAACGCAUUAUCUUGGCAUUUACCUUGGGGUGCCUAUUAUCCAUGGCAGGAGAACACUUGUGCAAUCGGUAACCUCCUCGAUACCAACCUAUACCAUGCAAAAAGUUCUCCUUCCUAGCAGCACAUGUUCAGCCAUAGAUUCCUUGAAUCGCAAAUUCCUUUGGGGUUCAGAUAUACAAACUAACAAACCACACCUUGUCCAUUGGAAUGAUGUAUGUUUACCGAGGAGAUAUGGUGGACUGGGUGUGAGAUCUGCCAAAGAGUGUAACAAGGCUUUGAUUGCCAAGUUAGGCUGGCAAAUACUUUCAGGGAGUGAGAAGCCAUGGUGCCAAGCUAUCAAGCAUAAAUACCUUCAUUCAGCGAGUUUCUCUAGUUGCACGCCCACGCCUUCUUCAUCCAUAACGUGGCGAAGCAUCUUGAAAACUAGAGAGGUUUUACAGUUGGGAACACGAUGGAGAGUAGGAUCUGGCUGUAACAUACAGCUUUGGAAUGACAUCUGGGUAGGUAACUCAACACUUUUGGAAUCUACAAUAGCCCCGAUCCCACAGCACCUACUUGGUAUGAAGGUCUCUGAUAUCAUUAGUAAUUCAAAAUGGAAUCUGAUACAACUAACUGAUCUUCUUCCAGAAAAUGUACUUCAACUUAUAGCAACCAUUCCGUUAUCAAUAUCUGGCCACUUGAAUGAUCAAAUUUAUUGGAAUGCUGCUUCAUGUGGUGACUUCACCGUAAAGUCAGCUUUUAGCCUUAUUCAACAGUCUAGAAUUCCUAAUGCUCCUAGACCUGAGGACUGGACCUGGAUUUGGCACUUAGGCUGCACCGAGAGAGUGAAGCUCUUCAUUUGGUUGCUUUGGAGAGGAAAAAUUCUCACAAACUCCGUUCGCUUCGAGCACCACAUGGCUCCUACGCCAGUGUGCCCUCGCUAUGAGCAAUCACCCGAAACCCCUCUACACCUCCUAAGAGAUUGUUUCUACUCGCGGCUAGUUUGGCAGUCGGUGAGUCUUCUACCUACUGACUUCCUUUCUCUGAACUUUGAUUCUUGGUUGAAAAGGAAUGCUAUCACACCAAGGCGAAAGACCAACUCUCCGGACUUAUGGCCAUUUGUCUUUGUCGCAACCAUCUGGCACUUGUGGAAGAGUAGGAACAAAUUGGUGUUUGAAGGGCAACGGAUUCCGCCACAUCUUGUUGCUAACCAGGCUCACACCUUUGCUUUGGAAUCAAGAUUUGCCUUGGAAUCAGUUAAUCUGAUUCAUGACACUAGAGCUCCCAGAUGGGUCUCUUGGACCCCACCACCACAUCCUUAUCUUAAACUAAACACCGAUGGAUCCCACAAUCAUCACUCAGGAAAAGCAGCAGCUGGAGGACUCAUUCGUGAUCACAACGGGCGUUGGGUUCAUGGCUUUGCUGUAAACGUUGGUCUCACAACAAGUUUCUUGGCUGAGUUGUGGGGUUGCAGAGAAGGUCUCAAGCUUGCUCACUCUCUGGGGAUACAACAGUUGGUCUUAGAAAUGGACUCUUUACUUGCAAUACAACUCAUUCAAAAUCGACAAGUUUCAGCCGGACCAGCCUCGGCGCUUCUUACGGACAUCUUCAUGUUGAUAGAUUUCUUUAGCAGUUGCCUGGUACAACACACUCUCAGGGAGGGGAAUUUAGCUGCGGAUUUUAUGGCAUCCAUGGGUCACGAAUUAACUUUGGGCACUACACCUUUUCCCACACCUCCGGUGGAUAUUCAUAUGAUCUUACAAAGUGAUCAUAUAGGGACCAUGUUCCUUAGGCGAUAAGCUGAAACUGUAGCUUCUGAUGUACCAAAAAAAAAAAAAAAGAAUAACGUGAGCCAAUAAAAGUGAAAGUGUUGA
Rubroshorea leprosula is the source of this 2834-nucleotide messenger RNA. The record is from the annotation of a GenBank genome assembly. Lineage: Eukaryota; Viridiplantae; Streptophyta; Magnoliopsida; Malvales; Dipterocarpaceae.